Messenger RNA from Scylla paramamosain (green mud crab), 3334 nucleotides. RefSeq names its product V-type proton ATPase subunit d 1-like (gene VhaAC39-1). Gene Ontology annotation, cellular component: early endosome; vacuolar proton-transporting V-type ATPase complex; lysosomal membrane. NCBI's taxonomy places the organism in Eukaryota, Metazoa, Arthropoda, Malacostraca, Decapoda, Portunidae. Gene Ontology annotation, biological process: vacuolar acidification; vacuolar transport; proton transmembrane transport. Gene Ontology annotation, molecular function: proton-transporting ATPase activity, rotational mechanism. The transcript has 7 exons. Bases 156 to 1202 code for a protein of 348 amino acids. The record is from RefSeq and is a predicted model, not a curated record.
CUCGUGCACGUGGUAUUGGUUUCCUUCAUGCGCACUGAUGUAAGGCAGCCUCUGAUUGGCUGAGGCGGGGGAGCUUGAACCAAUGGGAGAGCUACGUACAACUGGCCACCCUCACAUGACAGCUGAUCGACCCGCGGCUGAGGAAGAGAAUCAAGAUGUUGGACAGCCUCUUCAACAUUGACAAUGGGUACCUGGAGGGUCUGGUUCGAGGUUUCAAGAAUGGCAUCCUGAAGCAGACGGACUACUUGAACCUGGUGCAGUGCGAGUCUCUGGAUGAUCUGAAGCUCCACCUCCAGAGUACUGACUAUGGAAACUUCCUGGCCAAUGAAGCUUCUCCCCUUCAAGUGUCCGUCAUUGAUGACAAGCUGAGGGACAAGCUUGUAGCUGAGUUCCAACACAUGAGGAACCAUGCUGUGGAGCCGUUGGCUACCUUCCUUGACUAUAUCACUUAUGGGUACAUGAUUGACAACAUUGUGCUGCUGAUCACAGGUGCUCUUCACCAGCGGCCCAUUUCUGAGCUGAUGCCCAAGUGCCAUCCCUUGGGCACCUUUGAGCAGAUUGAAGCCAUCAAUGUGGCCUCCACCAGCUCUGAGCUGUACAAUGCUGUGUUGGUGGACACUCCUUUGGCUGAUUUCUUUGGUGAGUGUAUCAGUGAGCAGGACUUGGAUGAGAUGAACAUCGAGAUCAUCCGUAACACACUGUACAAAGCUUACUUGGAGAGCUUCUAUGACUACUGCAAGAACUUGGGAGGGACCACUGCCCAGGUUAUGUGUGAGAUUCUUGCUUUUGAGGCUGACCGCAGAGCCUUCAUCAUUACCCUGAACAGCUUUGGCACAGAGCUCACCAAUGAGGACCGUAAGAAGCUCUAUCCUCAGUGUGGCAAGCUGAAUCCUGAUGGUCUGGCUGCUCUUGCUCGAGCGGAUGAUGCUGAGAAUGUGAAGCAGGUGGCAGAGUUCUAUACGGAAUACCGUGCACUGUUUGAGGGAGCUGGCAAUAAUCCUGGGGAAAAGACUCUUGAGGACAAGUUCUUUGAGCAUGAAGUGAGGCUCAAUGUUAAUGCUUUCCUCCACCAGUUCCACUUUGGAGUAUUCUAUGCCUACCUUAGACUCAAGGAGCAGGAAUGCCGCAACAUUGUUUGGAUUGCAGAGUGUAUUGCACAGAAGCAUCGUGCAAAGAUUGACAACUACAUCCCUAUUAUGUAGAGAGCAGCUGGUAUGUUGGGGUGAAUGGUACAGAGUUUAGUGGAUAUAUUGAAAAGAACAAGUGGUAUAUAUAGAUAUAUAAAUAUAUAACUAAAAUGUAUAGAUGUCAUGUCUUUGUUAUAUAGAGUUUAUAGAUAUUUGUGGAAAAGAGGGAAUGGGUCUUUGUUGUAUGUGUGUGAGACAGAGAGAGAGAGAGAGAGAGAGAGAGAGAGAGCCCAGUGUUGAUAGGGAUUGAAGAAGUUGGCUGAAAGAAUGUUUGGAAAAAACUUAUUAGGCAGUUAUUUAUAUUACAUUUUCUUUCUGUAUCAGCAGUGUUGUUAUAACUUAGAGAUUUUAACCUUAUUCCUGGAAGAAAAAACUGUAACCAAGCAGAAUUUGACAAGAAAAAAACUGGGUAAACUUGACUCUUAAUCUUUGCAGUGGCUAGAUACGACUGUUCUCUCUCUCUCUCUCUCUCUUUCUCAAUUGAGGACUAUGUUACAUUCAGUUUCUUUUCAUCAUAGAUAUGACAAACAUUCCAUUAUCUAAAGAUAUUUCAGAUUAUUCUAGCUCUUGUAAAUUUCAUCCCCAAAGGUUCUUACUGAAAAGUGUACAUAUAUUUAGAGUGAGAGUAAUGUUGUGUGAGGAUGUGUUAAUCUGACAUCAGAGGACUUUGAAGUAUUAUGACAGUAGUAGUGGUAGUACUGUUCAGUCAUGUGCACAGUUGAAGACUACCAUAAUUCCAAGUACAUAUGUUUGCAAUGUUUGAUCAAGUAAUGAAAUAUGAUGUAGAAUAUUAAAAGUUGCAAAGGUAAGAAUUUUUUUGUGUUAAACUAAUCUGGCAAUGAUUUAAACUCUUGUAAUUUUUUUUUUGCACUUUGUUCAUAUGUACAUAACUAUAUUAUAUUUAAUUUCAAUGUCAUUGUAUUAUUUUCACUGCAUAUUUACUUUCCCAUUUUAGGAAUAGUAUUUCAUAUUAAAAGGAUAUUACAUAUUUUUACUUAUUGAAUAAAAAAUAAGUUUUGCUGCUAUGUAACUUACAUCAUAUCUUUAAUAAUACACUUUAUUUCAGAUUGCACAAAAUGUCACUAUGUACAUAUUAAUUCUGGGAGUGUUUUGUGUGGGAGUUCAUAUUAUAUGAAAACUGAUAUAAGAGAAAAAAUCAGAUUCAUUCGUAAAUUGUAGGGGUAGCUAAGUUAGUAGUAGGGAGAACAGUUUGGUUGUACAUUUUAUGGCCAGGCUGGAAGGAUACUGCCACUGUAUUCCUCACACACUGUAAAAGAACUAUAAGGGACAGAUUGAGAGGAUUAGGAAAUCUAUUUUAUUUAUAUAAUGAAGCAAACCUGAAAUCCUUCUUAGGAGCGAUCUCAGCCUGGUGCAUGGAUAGAAAACUAGAUCAGUGAGGGUGAAUAGAUAUUACAUGAAACAUAAUCUUCAAAUAUGUUCACUUUAGGGCACAACAACAAAUACAUGUAUGUACUAAAAGUAAGUGAAGUUUGUAGCUCACUUAUGACAAACUACUGAAAUUUGAAAUCUUCAAUGUAUGUCUGCUUUCAACACUCAUGUAUCCUACUCAUCAGAAAAAAGAUAUUAUUGUACUUUCUUGAUUACAUUCAUACACUUCUUCUCUUAAUGGUAAAAACCACCUUUCUAAUGUCUACUGUAUUAAGUAAAAAUAUUGAAUGGUUAUGAAAAACCGUAAGUACUUAUUGCCCAAAAUGGUAUAUCUAAUGUAUAAUAGUGACAUGGAAACGGGUUGUGUAUGUCCGAUUACAGCGUAUUCCUCCACCUGGACUGAAGUGUUUAAAGGAUAUGCUGCAGAUGUGAUAUAAUUGGUCUGUUAAAUCAUGCAAGUUAAUGGGAGAAUUAUAUGCUUUAUGUGUGGCUGUUUGAUGUUUUAGUGGGCAAACUAAUUGGUAACAGCAAAGAGUAUACUGGAAGGGAAAACUAACUGCAUGAAAUGGCACCAUCUGUGAGUUCUUUUCCUCCUGGUUAGGUUUGGUCUUCACUCUGUAUGUGUGUGUGUGUGUGUGUACAGUGAAAUACAAGAAACUAAUUUUCUGUGUACCUUUCCCUAAUUUAUAAAAAGGUUGUAAUUAUGAAAUAUAUGUACGUAUUAUAUAACUUCAUGGUCAAUAAAGAGCAAGAUGCUG